AUGCUCAGCAGUAAGCUUCCUCAAAUUGCUCUAGCUGUAGGAGUUGGCGUAGCAACGGGUAUCUAUGUUUUUCAACCACUUAUAAAACAAUAUGAAGAGGAAACGAAUGGAACAUGGUUGCGUCCUGGUGAUGAAGUUCGAAUUAAAAAAAGCGAUCAGAUCAAUCCACCAAAUAAAUAA
Rhizopus microsporus ATCC 52813 is the source of this 180-nucleotide messenger RNA. RefSeq lists its product as uncharacterized. The coding region runs from base 1 to 180 and encodes 59 amino acids. The transcript has 2 exons. The record is from RefSeq and is a predicted model, not a curated record. Lineage: Eukaryota; Fungi; Mucoromycota; Mucoromycetes; Mucorales; Rhizopodaceae.